Molecule: messenger RNA, 2311 nt
Organism: Mytilus trossulus (common blue mussel)
Lineage: Eukaryota; Metazoa; Mollusca; Bivalvia; Mytilida; Mytilidae
Exons: 6
Coding region: 1-651 (216 amino acids)
Molecular function (GO): protein binding
Source: RefSeq, a predicted model, not a curated record
AUGACUCUAAGAAACAAUUUUUUAGAAUUGAACAACAAUCAAAUAACUACAAUACAGGAAGGAACAUUUCAAGACAUACCAGCACUUAACACCCUGUCAUUAGACAACAACCCACUGGACUGUCUUGACUGUGAAAUGUAUAAUUUCAAGCUGUUUUUACUAAACAAUACACAUUUGUCGGAUGCAUCAGCAACAUGUAAUGGCACAUCAACUCGUGUAUUAGAUUAUAACGUCACCGAAUGUGCAGAAGGUACUACAGCAUUUAAAACAGAAGAAAGCACAACAGUUUUAUCAACAAUAGACAGCACAACUGUUACAUCAAUGACAGAAGACACACCAUUGACAUCAGCGAAAGAGGACACACCAGUGACAUCAACGAAAGAGGACACACCAGUUACAUCAAUGAACGAAGACACACCAUUGACAUCAGAAAAUGAGGGAACAACAGUAGCAUCAACAAAUGAUGGUCCAUCACUGGCAUCAACGGGAGAAAGCACAACUGGCACACUAGCUACUCUUUACAUAGUGGGAACUGUUGGAGCUUUGGUUGCAAUUAUGAUUCUCGUUGGAGCAGUUCUAGGUACUUGUGUGAUAUACAACAGAAUGAAAAUGAAGAAAAAGUCAAGGAUAGAACCAUCGGACAGAUCUUAAAGGAGACAAUUUCCAGCUAUGCCACUACGCCAUGGGGGAAAUAUUAGUUGGUAUUAGUAUUCCGUUCGUAAGGCGCAUUAAUGUCAUUACCAACAUCUCCGUUAACAAUGUUUUGUUGUUGGCAUAUUAACUAUAUUUCAUGAAAAUAAAGAAAACCUCCCGAUUUCGUUUUUGUUUAUCAUCAUGUAUUCGUACGUUACAACAUAUACAACCUGUUCCAACAAACUGACCUUUAACUUAUAUUGAAUUUUUGAAAAAAAAUCAAUCUGGUGGAUUGCUUUAAAAAUCGUAAUAUUAAAGGAUGUAUUCUUCUGACUUUUCAGUCUCGUUCAGUCUCGUUGAAAUCUCGUUCUUGGAUUAUUUCCAAAACAUGUGACAGAAGUGGAAAACAUCAAUGAAUUUUCAAGAUAUUUUAAUCAAACAUAAAUCUGUGAAAAAAAUGUGUAUUUAGAAUGAAUGUUUUUUGAGAAAUCUUGUUUUCAAAUUUUACGACCAAUCAAGUCAGUAUUUUUAGCCAAAAUUUUGAGAAAAUGGGUGAGAGAUACAAAAAAUGUUUUUACGAGAAUCAUGUACAUCCCAUAUCAUUUUGAUCUUUUCAAAUUUCUUAGAUAUGUAUUUUUUCAAUCAUUUAUAACAAAAAAGUUGAAAUAAUAUGCAUUUUGUGCUAAAAACUGAGAAAAAUCACAAAAAUACAAAAUUAACAACAUGGUUAAUUUUUCUCAAAAAAGCGUCAAAAUAUGAUAAAACUUUCUGAUAUAAACACCUACUUAUAGUUUUUGUAAGUAAAAUUUAUUCAGAUUGGUCCACUUCAUACUUAUAGAAAGUAAAAAAAAACCAAGUUUAAUUGUGAAACUGUGAUUUUUUUUUACGAUAAUAGCCCAAAAUCAGGUAACAAUCGAUGAAAAAUGGGAAAAUCAUCAAAAUUGGCCAUUUUCAAAGGGCAAUAGCAAAAAAAGUAGUUCACCACCAUAUGAUUUUUUUCUUUACUAAUUGUUUUGUUACAGUUUUAUAAACUCAAAAAUCAGGUUAAGAAAAAAAAGUUUAAUUCUAGUAAUUUUUGGCUCCUCAGAGGUGAACAUCCUUAAGUCUUUCUACUUUUCCGAAGUUUUUCAUAGUCAAUUGUAGGCUUCCGAAAUCAAAUAUCAGCAACCUGUCAUUAAGAUUUUUGAUCGGCCUAACCAUAAUGGUAUUUAUAAAUUUAGACUAAAUUCGCCAAUUUGAGAUAGUCAUGUUGUGAAAGGCUUGUCUUUCUUUGUAUAGAUUUCAUACAGUAUUACGUAAUUAUCAUCUUGAAUGAGUGCUUCAUUUUGUAAUGUAAAUUAAUACUUUUAUUAAUUAUAUGUUGUCUUGCAGGUUUACUUUAUAUUAGAAUAUAAAUAUAUAUAUCUAUCAAUAAAAGUAGCACAAUAUUAUUCAAGAAAUUAAAACAAAUUGAAUCUAUAACAUCUGUAUGUUAAGUUCCAAUUUUGUAUGUCAUCGAUAUAAAGUUUAAUAGAUUUAUUGAUAUGUAUUCGAUUGGUUUAAAAAUAAAAGGGAUAUAGAAAUGUAUGUUAUACUAGUACUGUUGCUUUUAAUUUAGUUCUGCUGAUUUGUUAUGUUUUUAUUUCUUGUUUUCUGCCCUUAUUGUAUGCAAAAUAAUGCAACCAUUAUAUAUAAUACA